Opisthorchis viverrini is the source of this 633-nucleotide messenger RNA. RefSeq lists its product as hypothetical. Gene Ontology annotation, molecular function: glutathione transferase activity. Gene Ontology annotation, biological process: glutathione metabolic process. Lineage: Eukaryota; Metazoa; Platyhelminthes; Trematoda; Opisthorchiida; Opisthorchiidae. The coding region runs from base 58 to 633 and encodes 191 amino acids. The transcript is spliced from 3 exons. The record is from RefSeq and is a predicted model, not a curated record.
CUGUCUUCUGACCAGCUAUUUUACUUGAAAUUUCGUUGUCGAGCUGAGGCGAUAAGGAUGAUACUCCAUGCGAAUGGUGUUCCGUUUGAGGAUGUACGUUUCACCAUGGAAGAAUGGGCUGAACGCAAACAUGAGUUUCCAGGAGGCAAAUUGCCAGUAUUCCAAGUGAGAGAAGAGGGGUCGCAAGAGACGAAAACUUACACAGAGAGCCUGGCGAUCGCCCGAGCUCUCGCAAAACACUACGGUAUGAUGGGUGAUUCUGAAGAGGAAUACUACCGCGUUGAAAGAGUGAUUGGACAGUCUGCCGAUUUGCACGAACUGUUCGUAAGGGCCUUUUUCGCUCCACCAGAACAAAGGAAUGAACUACUUGAAAAAGCAAUGUCCGAGGAGGUGCCGAGACUGUUAGACCUUAUUUGCAAAUCACUCGCUGACUCUGGUGGCAGGUUUGUUGCUGGCGACAAAGUGACUCUGGGAGACAUAUACCUUCUGGCAUCCAUGGAACAUGUACGGAAGGCGGAUGCUCAAAUUUUGCAGACAAAAUAUCCAAAGUUGUUGACGCUCGAAGCGGAAGUGCUGAAGGCCUUGCCAAAGCUGGCGGAUUACGUCAGAACACGACCAGAAACGCCGCUUUGA